AUGGCUUUGAAAAAGGUGAAAGGGAAUUUUGAGAGGAUGUUUGACAAAAAUUUGACGGAUUUAGUUCGUGGAAUCAGGAAUAACAAAGAUAAUGAGGCAAAGUACAUAGCCCAGUGUAUGGAAGAAAUAAAAGUAGAACUACGACAAGAUAAUAUCGGUGUGAAAGCUAAUGCCGUUGCUAAAUUGACAUAUCUUCAAAUGUUGGGAUAUGAUAUUUCAUGGGCAAUAUUCAAUAUUAUUGAAGUUAUGAGUUCUAAUAAGUUCACUUAUAAACGAAUUGGUUAUUUAGCUGCAAGUCAGUCCUUCCAUGCUGAUUCAGAAUUACUGAUGCUUACAACAAAUAUGAUAAGAAAAGAUCUUAAUGCUCAAAAUCAGUAUGAAGCCGGUCUGGCAUUAAGUGGACUCAGUUGUUUUAUUUCACAUGAUUUAGCUAGAGAUUUGGCAAAUGAUAUUAUGACAUUGAUGAGUUCCACAAAACCUUACUUGAGAAUGAAAGCUGUUCUCAUGAUGUACAAGGUAUUUUUAAGGUAUCCAGAGGCCCUUAGGCCAGCAUUUCCAAAGUUAAAGGAAAAAUUAGAAGAUCCUGAUCCUGGUGUGCAAUCAGCUGCUGUUAAUGUUGUCUGUGAAUUAGCAAGAAAAAAUCCCAAAAAUUAUUUGUCACUAGCUCCAGUAUUCUUUAAAUUAAUGACUACAUCAACAAACAACUGGAUGCUGAUCAAGAUCAUUAAACUGUUUGGUGCCUUAACCCCAUUAGAGCCUCGACUUGGAAAGAAACUGAUAGAACCAUUAACUAAUUUAAUACAUAGCACAUCCGCCAUGUCGCUGCUAUAUGAAUGCAUCAAUACGGUGAUUGCUGUGCUGAUAAGCAUUAGCAGUGGAAUGCCCGGACACGCUGCAUCCGUGCAGCUCUGCGUGCAAAAACUAAGAAUACUCAUAGAGGAUAGUGAUCAAAAUUUGAAAUAUCUGGGCCUGCUCGCUAUGUCUAGAAUACUCAAGUCCCACCCAAAGUCCGUGCAGGCGCAUAAGGACCUAGUCUUAGCGUGUCUAGAUGAUAAGGAUGAAUCUAUUAGACUGAGAGCUCUGGGUCUUCUAUAUGGCAUGGUGUCUAAGAAAAACCUGAUGGAGAUCGUGAAGAAGCUCAUGGUGCAUAUGGAACGCGCUGAAGGCACUUUAUAUCGCGACGAGCUGCUGACGCGCAUGAUAGAGAUCUGUUCUCAGAAUAGCUACCAGCACGUCGUAGACUUCGAGUGGUACGUCACCGUGCUAUCUGAGCUCACUGAGAUGGAAACAAGCGCUAAGCAUGGCCGCAUCCUGGCCGCCCAGCUGACGGAGGUGGGGGCGCGCGUGGCGGGCGUGCGUCCGUUCGCGGCGCGCGAGUGCGCGGCGCUGUGCGCGCGCGCCGCCGCCACGCCGCCGGGGCCCGCGUCGCGCGAGGCGCUCUACGCGGCCGCCUACGUCCUCUCCGAGUACUGCACGGAGGAGAGCGUGAUGCGCGAGUCGAUAUCGCCGCUGCUCGCGUGCGCCGGUGUGGGCGGGGCGUACAUGCGUGCGCGCGCUGUUUGCGUGCACGCCGCGCUGAAGCUGUGCGCCCGGCUGUUGCUAGCCUACGAACGGCGCGGCGACGUCAACUCCGCCCUAGAGGUGUUGCGGGAGACGCUGGCGGGGCUGCGGCCGCUGCUCUGCAGCGAGGACAUGGAGGUGCAGGAGCGGGCGCACAACGGCUGCGCGCUGCUGGCCAUCGUGCUGCGCCGGCUGGAGCCAGACGACCCGGCGCUAGGGCUCCAUGGCGCCCUCGCGGCCGACGAGGGCGCCGACGCCGACGCGGGCCGCACCGCCACGCUGGUCGAACACGAGCAGAGUAAUGGCCUUGAGAAGGAAGCGAUUGAAGAUCAGUCGAACGGCGAGGGAGCCACCCCGGCCUUUAGUGGUGGACUGAUUGAAGAACUCGCCAGUCUCUUCGAGGGUGAAUUGAAGCCGGUGGCGGCCAAGGCGCAGAAGAAAGUCCCCAUGCCGUUUGGUUUGGAACUGGAAAAAUGGCUGUCCUGCGAACACUGGUCCUCGGAGGGUUCCAGUUCAGAGGGAGAGGGCGACGAUGGCGCCGUUUUCGCAGCGCCCCAAGAGGAAGCGAGGCCCCUCUCCCAAUUCACCCCAGAAGAACUUCACAUGCUACGCGAGGCGCGGAGACAGGAGCAGGCAAACAACCCUCACUAUCUGAAGGACGACUCGCCGCGCUCCUACCAGCAGGAAGACGUGCCCGUCGCGGAAUUGGCGCUCGAGGUUCCACUUCAGAUACACACUAAGAGAUCUGACAAGUACUUAAAGGAAAGCAAUAAGAAGACGAAGAAAGAAAAGAGGACGACGAAGAAAAGGAAAAAUAAAACUGAAAGACAUUCCAGUGAAUCUGACAGCGACGAACCGGAGAGGCUGUGCGCCCGGCCCGAGGUGGAAGUCGGCGGCGAGCUGCCAGAGGGCGCUGCCCUCAGCGACGACGAGGCCCCGCCUCCGCACGACGACCCGCACCGCGCCCUCGACCUGGACCUGGACUUGCCUCUUCGUGAAGAAGAAUUACUUACUUCUAGAAUACAGCAGUAUCCAUCGCCAGAAACUGGUCUACUUAAAAAGGAGUCAAAGAAAACUAAGUCUUCUGAUAAAUCUUUAAAACAAAAAGUUUCCAAUAAAAAGAAGGAUAAGAAGACAAAACGUGUUAAAGAUCUAGACUUAAUGUUGUCCGAGGCAGAUAAGAAGAAUAUAGGGGAAAAUUUGUUAAUAGACAAUUUAGAGCAAGGGAAAGCCAAGGUAACGGAAGGGUGCCGCAGCCGGGGACGUUCAACGAAAACGACGAAAUAUCAAGAGCCAGCUGGAGAGCAGCGCAACGUCUUCUGGUCGCGUUGGGUACGCGAAUAUCUGCCUGAGUUACAACACCGGCGGGAGCCGCAUGGACGUGUUUUAAGUGUUCAAAGUGGUGACUUAGUACAAAUCGUGGACGCUAAUUUACCGCGAAAUGUGUGGCCCCGUGGCAAAGUCGCCGCUACGUAUCCCGGUCCUGACAACAUCGUGCGCACGGUCGACGUGCAGACGAGAGGUGGAGUACUACGGCGGCCAGUCAGGAAGCUGGUCAUACUACCACGUGCUGAAGACUCAUCAACGGAGGAUGCUGGACGGGCUACGAGCGACGCUUCGACC
This is a messenger RNA of Iphiclides podalirius (scarce swallowtail), 3183 nucleotides long. Lineage: Eukaryota; Metazoa; Arthropoda; Insecta; Lepidoptera; Papilionidae. The record is from the annotation of a GenBank genome assembly.